This is a messenger RNA of Lolium perenne, 1964 nucleotides long. RefSeq names its product 3-ketoacyl-CoA synthase 11-like. Gene Ontology annotation, cellular component: membrane. Gene Ontology annotation, biological process: fatty acid biosynthetic process. Gene Ontology annotation, molecular function: acyltransferase activity, transferring groups other than amino-acyl groups. The record is from RefSeq and is a predicted model, not a curated record. Lineage: Eukaryota; Viridiplantae; Streptophyta; Magnoliopsida; Poales; Poaceae.
GUCGCCCCACGUCCAACCCAGAGCUAAAGCCGCCGAGCCGAUCGAUCCAGAGACACAUACGCAGGCGACACGAACACCCCCGUUCCCGGCGGCCUCUCCUCGCCAAACGAUCUUUGGACGACAACCCCAGCCGGCCACGAUGGGCAACCUUUGCUCCUCCCGCGGCACGGCCGCCGCGAUGGCCGCGACAGCCCAAACCACGACGACGACACAGCCGUUCGCUCCCGCGCCGGCGAGGGCGCCGGCGAGGCUGCCGGACUUCACGCAGUCGGUGAAGCUCAAGUACGUCAAGCUGGGCUACCACUACCUCAUCACCCACGGCGCGUACCUGGCGGUGCUUCCCCUGCCUGGCUUCGUCGCGGCGCACCUCUCCACCUUCACCCUGCACGACCUCGCCGACCUCUGGCUGCACCUGCAGUACAACCUCGUCUCCGUUCUCGCCUGCUCGGCCCUCCUCGUUGCCACCUGCACCGCCUACCUCCUCACCCGCCCGCGCCCCGUCUACCUCGUCGACUUCGCCUGCUACAAGCCCAAUGACGCGCGCCGCUGCAGCCGCGCCCGCUUCAUGGACUGCACCGAGAAGCUCGGCACCUUCACGGACGACAACGUCGAGUUCCAGCGCCGGAUCGUCGAGCGCUCCGGGCUCGGCGAGGACACAUACCUGCCCGAGGCCGUGCUCAACCUCCCGCCCAACCCCUCCAUGGCCAACGCGCGCAGGGAGGCCGAGACCGUCAUGUUCGGCGCGCUCGACCAGCUAUUCGCCAAGACGGGCGUCAGGCCCAAGGACAUCGGCAUCCUCGUCGUCAACUGCAGCCUCUUCAACCCGACGCCGUCGCUGGCCUCCAUGGUCGUCAACCACUACAAGCUCCGGGGCAACAUCCUCAGCUACAACCUCGGCGGCAUGGGGUGCAGCGCGGGGCUCAUCGCCGUCGACCUCGCCAAGGACCUGCUCCGGGUGCACCCCAACACGUACGCCGUGGUCAUCAGCAUGGAGAACAUCACCCUCAACUGGUACUUCGGGAACGACCGCUCCAUGCUGGUGUCCAACUGCCUCUUCCGCAUGGGCGGCGCCGCCAUCCUGCUCUCCAACCGCCGCGCGGCCCGCCGCCGCUCAAAGUACCAGCUGGUGCACACGGUGCGCACGCACAAGGGCGCCGACGACAGCGCCUUCGGCUGCGUGUACCAGCAGCAGGACGAGGACGGCAAGACGGGCGUGUCGCUGUCCAAGGACCUCAUGGCCAUCGCCGGCGGCGCGCUCAAGACCAACAUCACCACGCUCGGCCCGCUGGUGCUCCCCGUCAGCGAGCAGCUGCUCUUCUUCGCCACGCUGGCCGCCAAGAAGCUCUUCAACGCCAAGAUCAAGCCGUACAUCCCGGACUUCAAGCUCGCCUUCGAGCACUUCUGCAUCCACGCCGGCGGCCGGGGCGUGCUCGACAAGAUGGAGAGCAGCCUGCAGCUGUCGGAGUGGCACAUGGAGCCGUCCAGGAUGACGCUCAACAGGUUCGGCAACACCUCCAGCAGCUCGCUCUGGUACGAGCUCGCCUACGCCGAGGCCAAGGGCCGGAUCAAGAAGGGCGACAGGACGUGGCAGAUCGCCUUCGGCUCAGGGUUCAAGUGCAACAGUGCCGUCUGGAGGGCGCUCCGCUCCGUCAACCCGGCCAGGGAGAGCGACAUGGCCGGGAACCCCUGGGCCGACGAGAUCCACAGAUUCCCCGUACCUGUGCCCAAGGUUUCCGCCAUUGAUCCUACCACCACCAGUUAGAAGACACGUACAUCGGCUCGUAUUUUGAUCGAAACUGUUGCCAGAUAGCUGCUUGAUUGAUACUAGUGGUAGAAUUAAGCUAGGUAGAGAUUUGUCAUUGGGUCUGAUUGAUUAAACCUGUAUUGCUUGAUUCUCUCGUCUUCUGUGAUGUGUUCCACUGGUCCGGGGACAGAGACAGACAUACACAGGGUGCAUCUGCAUA